AUGUUAGGGGAAAUGAUCCAGCACAGGCCUUACACGCAGAAAGUUGAUGUCUAUAGCUUCGGGAUUGUUCUGUGGGAACUCAUCACAGGAAUGCUUCCCUUUCAGAACAUGACUGCUGUGCAGGCAGCGUUUGCGGUCGUUAACAAAGGUGUUCGUCCAAACAUCCCCAUUGACUGCCUGCCGGUUCUAGGUGAGAUCAUGAGCCGAUGCUGGGAUGCUAACCCUGAUGUCAGACCACCCUUUACGGAGGUUGUCAGAAUGCUUGAGGCUGCAGAGACUGAGAUCAUGACAACCGUCAGAAAGGCUCGUUUCAGGUGCUGCAUGAGCCAACCCAUGACUGCAGAUUAAUGCAUAAAAAGAGGGAGUUACAAGUGGUAAGAAAAAACAGUGAAGAAGGGAAAAGGAAAAAAAACAGCUGAAAAAGUGAUUUUAUGUCAACAUUGUGUAUCUAUCAGGGUUAAUUUCUUUCUUGAGAUAGAAAAAAGGAAGGAAACAUUAUGAUAAGAACUGCUUGUUUUGUGGUUUUUUAUUUUACGGAUUGAUGUUGCUGAAUUAGUAGUAAUCCAGAUUUGAUGUGUAUUUAUACCUCUGCCCUUUCGUGCUGUGAGCUAAACCUUCCCUAUUUGGUUGUUAUCUUCUGUUCAAAAAGUAACAGGUUCAGAUCUUUACUAGAG
This is a messenger RNA of Ilex paraguariensis (yerba mate), 674 nucleotides long. The record is from the annotation of a GenBank genome assembly. Lineage: Eukaryota; Viridiplantae; Streptophyta; Magnoliopsida; Aquifoliales; Aquifoliaceae.